UACAUUUAGUCCCACGUUUUUGAACUUUUACACGUAGCUUUUCCCAUUUUUAUUCUUUACACGCUAUUUACGAACGCGUUGUACAAAAGAAACGAAAGAAUUAAAUCAUUAGAAGAAUUGUGCGAGAUAAAGGAACAGAGGAAUCGACAAGUGCCCGAGUAGAAGAAUGUUAUCCAUGUCCCUAUCGAUCUCACACGAUUCAACAAAAACGUUACAUCCGUACGCCAUGAAGCGUUGAGAAAAACUUGCACGUACCUCGCAAAAAAAAAACCUGGCACUUUUUAUUCGGCGAAACUAGUUAAUACCACGUUAGGGGCACCUUGUGCGUAGUUUUGGAACACGUUCCAGUACUCUCGUCCGCCGUUUUAGCCGUAAUUCUUUUUUUUCUUUUCCUUUUUCAAAGGCGCAUAUGGUCGCACAAAGUGGACGCGUCAAGUGUAUUGAAAUAGAGAACUUGAAAGAAGCAAGAGGUUUUUAUAUAAAUAGAAUAAGAUUUCUGCAAAAGCUUGUCUUACAGAAAAACGAUAGAAAUAUUUUUUCAACAUAAUUCUUGCAGCUCUCUAUUCUUGCUGUUGUGACCAUAGUCCAUGAAUCUAGGAAUAGAUACAGAUUAGUUAGAAUUAUCAGCGACAAAAUUAAAACAAGGCCUUUUUAACAAACACAUAAGCCAACACGUGAUAAACCACGAGAAGUGCAUUUUUAAUUAGAAUCGCUAAGAGACAAGACAUUAUCAUCAUAACAUGUUUCCGUACGCAGUUUCCGUAGAAAUUAGAUAAAACCUUUGUUUUGUCACGUAUAUGGACGAGAACUCUCGGAUUGCAGCGUCAGUUCGUCAGUAAUUGACAGUCCACCUGAUCUAUAUACGUCAGCAUACAUAAUCAAUCACAACUAUUUCGAGAGGGGCGUAUGUCUGAGGAAAGGAGAGAGGCACGAGUAUUUUGUGAUCAUCAUGAAGACACUCUGGAUCGUGGUGGUCAUCCUACUCGAGAUACAUUUGUACUUUACAGUGAGCCAGGCGAAGCAUCAGCAGAACUCAAGUGCCAAUAAUGCAAUCGCCCCAUUGAAUGCCCCGGAGGGUAAAAAUGAAGAUGUUCCUGAAGGACCAAUUGGAGAGGUGCUUGCUCAAAGUGGUACCACGGCAGUCCUGCCGUGCAAAAUUUCCGAUCCUGGAGCUGGAACGAUCACAUGGGUGAGACGGAGGGACAGACAAUUGUUAACAGUUGGUACCAGCACACAUUCCAUUGACAAGAGAUUUGUCGUCAGGCACACAAGUACCGAUUGGCAACUCACAAUACGCACCGUAACUUUGGACGAUGCCGGCAUCUAUGAAUGUCAGGUGACAUCGCAUCCGGUGCAGCAAAACUUCGCUCGUCUCAAGAUUACGGAGGCAUAUUCGAUAAUACCAGGUGCGCCUGAUCUGCACGUGAAGCAAGGCUCGAGCCUCCGUUUGGAAUGCCAACUUAUGGCUGCCACGGAAAGGCCGCUUUACGUCUUUUGGUAUCGUCAGGGUCGUAUGAUAAAUUACGACGAGGAGCCCGGCGUUGACGUCAAGCUAAUGUCGAACGGCUCCAUUCUGUUGGUGAACAAAACGAAGCUUUCGCACGAAGGCAACUAUACAUGCGUACCUAGCAAUGCCAAAUCGGCGUCUGUCAUGGUCCACGUGAUCGAAGAGGAGGAGAAGCCAGCGGCGAUGCACGGGGGCGACAGACGGAACCUCAGCCCGGCAAUUUUGGCGAGCAACUUUCUCGUCUCCCUCCUGGCGGCCGUCAGCUGGAGGAUACCGAGUUUCACGAGCCUUUACCCCACGUGAAUUACCGCCGUCCCGGCGGCGUCCUUCGGUCCGUGUGUCCCCCGCGACCUGACGGCGGGCCCGGCGGGGAAACGAGUUCCCGAAGUCGUUGUCCCGCUGCCUGGUGUCGGCACAAGCCCCGCUCAUUAUUCCCGAGCCGGGAAGAAACUCCGGUGCCGGGGAUGAUUGUGCGCGUGAUACCGCGAACUCGACGAAUACCUCGGUUCACUUUACGUGUGUCUCUUUUGCGUAUACUAGAUAGACGCUAAUCGGGGGUUGACAGCCGUGAUACCCACGUGCUCGGUGUGCUCGUCCUGUGUAGCUCAAGGACAAGAGAGUCGCCGGAGAGUCCGUUUGCCUCGGUACGCUGUGCGCACCUAUGAAGCCGCUCUUCGAUCCUUUCGCACCUUAUCUUCCACCCUGGCCCGUUCGCGCGCGAGUGCCGUGUAAAUGUGCUUACCGGGACGACUGUACUCUGUUUCGGAAUUGAGCUUGCGAUUUACCGUAGGAUACGUUUUAAUCUUAAAUUCUCGCGUAAUCUAUGCGUUUCGUUGCGCGCGACGUUACAGUCCAAGCCCUCCUGUCCACGGUGAGAAGUCAGAUUUCAGCAUGUAAAUACGAACGCGAUAUAUCUUGUUAGUACACGGAGAGAAUUUUCUCUUAAAGUUUAUCCUGAAAAUCAUGUAAUCGUGGGAUGACAAGGCGUUUUCAAGACUUUUAUGGGAGUUUUUUGAAUUUUUACCAUGCAGUUUAUUAGUAAAAAGUAUGGUGAAAUUUAAAAAAACUCGUACAAUUCUUCAAAAUGCCACGUUGUCCCA
Messenger RNA from Vollenhovia emeryi, 2607 nucleotides. Its product is annotated as limbic system-associated membrane protein-like. The record is from RefSeq and is a predicted model, not a curated record. Gene Ontology annotation, biological process: synapse organization. Gene Ontology annotation, cellular component: neuron projection membrane. The coding region runs from base 950 to 1810 and encodes 286 amino acids. The transcript is spliced from 6 exons. Lineage: Eukaryota; Metazoa; Arthropoda; Insecta; Hymenoptera; Formicidae.